AGACUGACUGAACGCAAGAGAACCGCGAGGUUUGGCCAUGGCGACUACCACUCCCACCCAACUCCUGUCCUCUCUGCUUCAGUCUCAAAUUACCAAAAAGCCCUUCCUUCUUCCUCCGGCGACAACGUCGACGACCCGCCAUCGCCAUGGAUUCUCCGUACGGUCACCUUCGUAUCUCUCGUUUCGUCCUCUAGUCUCAGCUUUGGCUGCUUCUCCGACUGUCGGCGUCGACAAACCGGCGACCUCCGAGAAAUCCUCCAAGACGCUGCCUUUUCGAGUGGGACACGGCUUCGAUCUACAUCGCCUGGAGCCUGGGUAUCCUCUGAUCAUCGGCGGAAUCGAUAUCCCUCACGACAGGGGUUGCGAGGCUCAUUCCGAUGGGGAUGUGUUACUUCACUGUGUUGUCGAUGCGAUUCUGGGUGCUUUGGGGCUUCCCGACAUCGGUCAGUUAUUUCCCGAUUCUGAUCCCAAAUGGAAAGGAGUUGCAUCAUCGGUUUUCAUCAGAGAAGCUGUAAGAAUGAUGCAUGAGGCGGGCUACGAGAUUGGGAACUUGGACGCCACUUUGAUUCUUCAGAGACCGAAGCUGAGUCCGUACAAGGAGACAAUCAGAUCCAAUCUCUCCCAGCUCCUUGGAACAGACCCUUGUGUUGUGAACUUAAAAGCCAAAACCCAUGAAAAAGUUGACAGCCUCGGAGAAAACAGAAGCAUUGCAGCUCACACUGUUGUUCUCCUCAUGAACAAAAGUUGAGUCACAGCUCUUGAACUCUUUACCAAUUUCCUUUUAGGGCAAGAACUCAAUACAUACAUGAUACACCUGAUAUUUACAAAUAUACAGCUUCUCUGUCAUGUACCAAAAAAAAAACUGAAAAUCAAGAUGCAUCAUACAGAUAUUGUCGGGAAUAUAAUAAAUGGAAUUGGAAUUAUGGUUUUGGUUAA
Messenger RNA from Tarenaya hassleriana, 936 nucleotides. Its product is annotated as 2-C-methyl-D-erythritol 2,4-cyclodiphosphate synthase, chloroplastic. The transcript is spliced from 3 exons. The record is from RefSeq and is a predicted model, not a curated record. NCBI's taxonomy places the organism in Eukaryota, Viridiplantae, Streptophyta, Magnoliopsida, Brassicales, Cleomaceae. Gene Ontology annotation, molecular function: 2-C-methyl-D-erythritol 2,4-cyclodiphosphate synthase activity. Gene Ontology annotation, biological process: terpenoid biosynthetic process. Bases 38 to 748 code for a protein of 236 amino acids.